AUGACAACUUCGCAGAUUGCUCAAGCGAUCCUGUGCUCAAACUGCAACUAUUGUCUGAAAUUGGACGGAAGCCGGGGCGGGAAUAUCUAUCAAUAUCGAGGAUGUGGCUGCCUAAACCAAUAUCAAUACACCUGUUCGUCAACGACAACAAUGAAUGGGAUUUCAAAUGUGCCCGGUUUCACGGGAAGCGCCUACUGUUGCACAGGCCGAGGCUGUAACACUGCUUUCUCUUCCUCUUCCCUCAUCAGCUUGAUCCUCCUCGGUGUCGCGGCUCUUCUCCGA
Mesorhabditis belari is the source of this 282-nucleotide messenger RNA. NCBI's taxonomy places the organism in Eukaryota, Metazoa, Nematoda, Chromadorea, Rhabditida, Rhabditidae. The record is from the annotation of a GenBank genome assembly.